This is a messenger RNA of Exophiala mesophila, 2183 nucleotides long. RefSeq lists its product as uncharacterized. Lineage: Eukaryota; Fungi; Ascomycota; Eurotiomycetes; Chaetothyriales; Herpotrichiellaceae. The transcript is spliced from 2 exons. The record is from RefSeq and is a predicted model, not a curated record. Bases 347 to 2056 code for a protein of 569 amino acids.
CGCCAUCGACCAUCACCAUUGGGUACAGUCCUAAGUAGUAGACAGACUGGUCGUUCUUUUAGGACUUUGAUUACUCAUCAGACGGGCUCCAGUCAUCGAUCUCACUCUCACUACGCUCCCCUUGUCCGCCCCAACCUCAACCUUGCUGUCCCCCAGAUCCACUCUCUUUUCUCUCGUCAACGUUGGUUCCGUGUCCUUGGGCCCGAAACCUUUACAUUAGCCAUUUCGCAAAAAUUCUAUCCUUCCAGACUCUUGAAUCCUCGUCAUGUCUUGUUGAGACCACUACACAACCUCCCUCCUUCUGGCAACUGCGACCCGCUAAUUCGUACCUGCCCUUCUGACAGUCAUGUCUGCCACUUCAGGCAAUGGCGGAGUGAGAAAUCUUCGGGCCAUGUUCGAAAACAAGGCCGGCGACCAGUCCACCUCACCACCAAGCCGCGGCCGAUCUCCAAACCCUUCUGAACUCUCCAACAACAGUAGACCCGUCAGCAAAGUCCGAGCCAGUUUCGUCGCCGUCGAACGCCCAGGCGAGAACGGCUCCGCUCCCAUCCUAGGUCUGAGAAGGGCCAGUGAAGUCAGCAGUCUGGGUGGGAUACAUGAAAAUAUGGUCACGGAAGGUAGUGACCUGGACAAGAAGCCCAUCACACGAGUUGGAUCAGGGCCUGGAAGUGAUGCCGCCCAAGUAACCAAGAAGGCCCCAUCAAGCAAUGGAACCAACGGCGACGGGCUGGGAAAGAUACUUAAAGGCUCUGCUUUCGAGUCAAACACUCCCUCAAAACCUCCGAGAAUCUCCCCACAAGUUGAGAAACAAGACGGCAGUUUCUCAUCUCCACGGACCCUGCAGAAGGUGCCCAAAUCACCUGCCAAAGACAAAGACACUUCCAAGGCGGCCGAGAUGGUCAAGAAAAUGAAACCCGUCGAGGGCACAAAGCCAGGGCCUGCCCCAACCACUCAUCUGCAAACCACUAAGAGCGCACUGCCGGUCAAGUCUCUCCCUACGAGAAUUGCCACCAAACCGGACCCCAAAUCUCCGACCUUGUCGAAGCCGUCCCCCAAGACACCCACAUCGGCAGGAGUGGCAAAUAUCAAAGGUGGCCCGGCAAAAAUCAAGGGAGUCAUGGAUUCGGCAAGACAAGCACAACAAGCAAGAGCUGAGAAGCAAGCGUCAGACAAGCCAUCAGAAAAGGCGAAGACGGCACCGAAGAUAGAGACCAAAGUAGCGUCCAAGUCGACGGAGACUCCCCGUGCAGGCCAGAAGGCUCCUUCUUCGCCUCAUUCCACAAGGUCAGCGAUCUCAAGUGGCCCCAAGUCUCCCCUUCGACCAGUGAGACUUCCAUCUGCAGCCACCGCAACGACUGCGUCUGCUGCCGCCAAAGACAGUCACCACCCCUCCCGCCCCGAAACGGAGACUCGAAAGUCGGUCGCAAGAAGAGCAUCAACACUCUCGGUUAGACCACCUCGAGUCAGUACGUCGUCCGUGGCUACUCUGAAUAAGAAAUCCUCGAGGGCAUCGUUGGCGAAUGGACAUGAAAAACAUGAACGACCAGUCUCACGGGUCAGCACAAGCACGGCUAGGGCAGAUGAAGGAUUUCUGGCAAGGAUGAUGAGACCAACAACAAGCAGUGCACAGAAAACGCAUGACAAAAUUCAAGUGAAUAGCCCCCCGCGCCUGAGAACAUCUACUUCUCACCGACCCAGAGAGGGAUCCGCGACUAAGAAGCCUCCUCCGAAGAUGCAACAGCUCAAGAGCCAGCCUCCACCAGCAGUGCCAAAACAGGACCACAGCCAGCAUGCUGACCCAGUGGAAGUCGCGGAUGAACAAGUUCCUGAACCGACUCAGCCUGAAAUCACGCAACAAGCAAGUGAGAGCGUGACAGUGCCUCCACCAGCGGCAGAUGUUCCUGUGCCGGCCGUCGACAAAGAAGAGGAGACUCAGCCAGAGGCAGAUGUCCCUCAGAUGACUGUCGACAAAGAACAGGAGGUUCAGCCAGAGAACUCGAGCGAGGAACCAGCACCCAUCAAUGGUAAUCUGGUGCUAGUGGAGCAGGAAGGAUAGCAUUUUCCACUUGGUGACAUUUCAUUCGGUACCAGUUGAACCAUGAUCAGUUAUAGCGAUUUAGCGAUUAGCCAUUCGAAGAUAAUAUUCUUGCACAAGCCCAUCGAAUGCCAAUUUUUUCGAACAA